Fusarium graminearum PH-1 is the source of this 706-nucleotide messenger RNA. RefSeq lists its product as uncharacterized. The record is from RefSeq and is a predicted model, not a curated record. NCBI's taxonomy places the organism in Eukaryota, Fungi, Ascomycota, Sordariomycetes, Hypocreales, Nectriaceae. Gene Ontology annotation, molecular function: structural constituent of ribosome. Bases 75 to 281 code for a protein of 68 amino acids. The transcript has 4 exons. Gene Ontology annotation, cellular component: ribosome; cytosolic small ribosomal subunit. Gene Ontology annotation, biological process: maturation of SSU-rRNA; translation; ribosomal small subunit assembly.
CCCAAACAAGCGUCAAUCUACAGCUCACGCCCGCGACCACCGCCCAAUCCACCAAUUUCCCUACAGUCGCAACAAUGGACGCCUCCAAGCAGCCCGUCAAGCUCGUCAAGGUCACCCGAGUCCUCGGCCGAACCGGUUCUCGUGGUGGUGUCACCCAGGUCCGCGUUGAGUUCAUGGACGACCAGACCCGAUCCAUCAUCCGAAACGUCAAGGGCCCAGUCCGUGAGGACGACAUCCUUUGCCUCCUCGAGUCCGAGCGUGAGGCCCGACGACUACGAUAAAUGUGCAUUCUGGGGAGCAUGGGGUUCUUGGAAGACGGUCAACGACGGAUGGUCUAUGCAUGCUGAGGCGUGCGCGCCUUGUAUUGGGACAUUGACCUGGAGCUGCACAUUACCCUUUUGGCACUCCAGUUUCAUUUGUUAGAGGAGGCACACGGACGGGUCUGGGAUAACGAAAAAUUCCAGAACAGUUCUUCUUCUGCAUGCAGCAUUGGAAUCCGACGAAAAAGUGAAAUUCAUUCUUGUUUCUCUCGCACACGACUUCCUCUAUCUCCUUCUCAAACACACGUCUCGCGCCCUCUCGAAGCUCGGACAAGGAAACGAACUUGGGGGGGAGGAUAUGCAGUCAACACGUGCUACGAUAAUUCAAUGACCUCAGUUUCGGUAUUGACCUAGCAACAGGAGAAUUCAUGCCUCUUCUUAUGACA